AGAUAAAGACUUACUAGAAAAACCGUUGGCAACUCUGUGGAAAAACUACACUCAGUCGUCUCGCGCUGAUAUAAGGAUGCAACUAACGGUGAGUGGCGGUGGACUAAGGGCCACUACUAAGGAUCAUGGACUAACUGAAUAUUGGGCUCAUCGAUUAACAACAUGCGCAACUCUGCCGCAGUUUCCAAGGCUCUUUUGUUGGGUUUACAGACACGAAGGCAAACGAUUAAGACACGAACUAAGGUGUCACGCAGUAGUAUGCUCUACUUCAGCUGUAGCUAAGCAAAUUGAAGACGAGUUGAAGCACUUUCUAGCGCUUGCACUAUUCGAAUUCAAAAGGGAUAAAUUAUCUAGGCAAAACGCCAGACUUUCGUUGGUCAAUUCGGUCUACGAGAAUCCAACCAUACCAAGACGGAAAAUCCUGCUCAGCACCGGGUCGCACAACUAUAAACCUCCUCUUGAACGAUCGAAAUCAGCACCCAAAUUAACCAGUAUCGAAGAAAUUAUCGAAGAGGAGGAUGAUGCAUUUGAGAGCCCAAAAAAAUUGUACAAAGAAAUUUUGAAACGUUGCGAUAUCACGGAUGAUCUACCCAACAGGAGAAAAUAUUAUCUGCUGAACAGGUUUCAACAUCAUUAUGCGGUUAUCCCUGAAAUGUCUAGUAUAUGUAGGACUCCAGUUUUGGAUAGAAACGAAGUUGGAGAGAACGGUUCCGAUUUGAAUAAAAAUGAGAGUGAUGCGAUAUUAGAACAGUUGAAACAGGGUUCCCUGAGCAAUGACCUGUUGGAAUCGUGUGAGAGAGCCUGGUUCAAUGCGUUGA
Leptinotarsa decemlineata (Colorado potato beetle) is the source of this 818-nucleotide messenger RNA. RefSeq lists its product as uncharacterized. The record is from RefSeq and is a predicted model, not a curated record. Lineage: Eukaryota; Metazoa; Arthropoda; Insecta; Coleoptera; Chrysomelidae.